This is a messenger RNA of Rhodotorula toruloides NP11, 1785 nucleotides long. RefSeq lists its product as uncharacterized. The coding region runs from base 1 to 1785 and encodes 594 amino acids. The record is from RefSeq and is a predicted model, not a curated record. The transcript is spliced from 10 exons. Lineage: Eukaryota; Fungi; Basidiomycota; Microbotryomycetes; Sporidiobolales; Sporidiobolaceae.
AUGUCCCGCCCAGCUCCUCGGCCAGACAAGGAGGCGUACCAGCUGCUCGAGACCAAGUCGCCACACGUCGGAAUCAGCCUGCCAGCGAGCGACGACGAGCAGGAGGACGACGAGGACGCGACGGUCUUUGGGAGCGAGGGAGACGACGACGACUGGCUGGAGGGGCUGGACGGGCACAAAGGCAGGAUACAUAGACUCAGGGACAGCUGGGCGGACCAGGCGAGACGACCGCUUGUCGUGGGAGUCGCCGUCGCCGUCCUCUUCCUCCUCGCCAUCCUCGUAGCCGCCCUCGCCCACCCCACGUCUCGCCAUGUCCUCUCUUCGCCGUCACGAUGGUCUCUGCCGUUUCGGAAACCGCCACGAGUCCAGUGCGACCCGAAAGUCUCGCUCGCUGCCUACCUCGACUCGCAUUUCGGCCGGAACAAGGGCAAGGAGGGAGAGACGGUUGUCAUGUGGACGAUGGCGACAGGUUCCUACGUUCCUCAGGCUCGGAACUGGGACCUGAAGCGCGCAGAACUGGGAAUGGAGGAUGCAGUCGUCGUUCUUUGCCUCGACGCAGAGUGUCUGGACGAGUGCGAGCAGGGCGGCUUGAGGGCGUACGGAGGCUACUUGCGGGAGCACAUCGACUUGCCGCCCGAGACGAGCGGGAGGAUGCGGGAGAAGCGAGGCGCGGAGCGAGGGCACUUCAUGGCGUUCCUCAAGUUCAAGGCGAUGCUCGAGAUGGCGCAAAGCGGCUUUCCCUCGCUUUUCUUCGAGGGCGACACCUUCCUCACGACCAACCCCUUCCCUCACAUGCUUCCUCUCUCCUCGCCAAAUUGGGACCUCCAGUUCACCGAAGACGUCGGGUACAUCGUCAAUUUCGGCUGGAUCUUUGCUCGACCGAGCGAGGCGACCAUCAAGCUCUUCCAAGCCGCCUUCGACGCUUACGUCGCUCGCAACGAGUGGGAUCAACUCCUCCUCUCGAACACGAUCAUCAACCAAGGAGGGAAGGAAUGGCGCGGCGAGAAGGGAGACGAGCAUUGGUGGAUUGUUGAGCCGUUGGGUACGAGGAUCAACAUGUUGCCGCUGGAUAAGUUCCAAGCGACACACCCGGUCAUGCUCGAGUGGUACAAACCCGACCCGAACGCGCCUGAGCCGGUCAUGAACCACUUGACAGCGUUCUUCUUCCCGAAUCGACAGUUCUAUCCGAAGGAACGCGGCUGGGCGACCAACAUCGACUCAUUUUACACCCACCCCCGACCCAUCCUCUCUCCCUCCCCCAUUUCCGCCUCCAUCCAGUCGAUCAUGAAAUACGCGCGACUCGUGCACGUCCUCGCGCGCAAGACGGGGAUGGCGUUGCAGGUGCCGCGGAACGUGACGGUUGAGUGGGAGAACGGGGACGAGGAGGGGAAGUGGACGAGGGAGUGGACGAGGGUUGUGAGUGUCGAGGCGGCGAUGGAGCUCGACCUCGACCUUCUCGAAGCCCGCUUCUUUGAGCACGCAGCCCGCUACCUCCCUUCCAACACUCUCUCUUCCUGGCAGUCUAACACUCGGACACUCUCCCUCGCCGACUUUGACUCGCCCACAUCCCUCGUCGCCCGUCUGAUCGAGCUGAAGGAGGAGGACGGCGCGCAAGGACGGAUUGUCCGUCUGGACGGGUGGGAGGCGAGCGAGGCGGCAGAAUGGGACUUGGGUGAGAUCGAGGGCGUCGAGGACGAGUUCAAAAAGGUCCCCGCCUGCGAAGGAUACCACAUGGAUCACCUCCCGUUCCCGUGGUGCAAGCCCCUACCUCUCGACUACGCAUAG